Tyto alba (common barn owl) is the source of this 7873-nucleotide messenger RNA. RefSeq names its product ectodermal-neural cortex 1 (gene ENC1). The coding region runs from base 2768 to 4537 and encodes 589 amino acids. Lineage: Eukaryota; Metazoa; Chordata; Aves; Strigiformes; Tytonidae. The record is from RefSeq and is a predicted model, not a curated record. The transcript is spliced from 3 exons. Gene Ontology annotation, molecular function: protein binding.
GAGACAUGCUGCAGAGGUGUUGAGAAGUAGGGCUGGGAGUCUGUUGUUCAGUCUUGAAGUAGUGUUCACUACUGGGCUGCUGUGACAAGCAGCCUGUUGAAGUAUAAUUAUAAAUCAAAGUCUUGGUUCAACCUCUGUUCCUAGAUAAAAUCUAUAUCUGUAAUUUACUGACCACUUCUUGUCUUUUACAUACAAAUAUUAUUUUUUUCUAAGGAAAAAAUGCCUGGAGGGAGUUGACUCAUAUUAUUCAAGAUGAAUAUUUGCUCACUGACUGUAAAUUACCUCCGCUGAAGUAUUUGAGGCUUGCAUAAUUUCCAACACCAAAUAGAGAAAUCAGAGAUGUCAUUUAUACAUUUUAAUAUUCUUGUAGGAUUUUGGACUGAGCUAACUGUCAGAAACUGCAAAAGGACAUGUUUACAGAAACACUGCCUGUUAGUAAAUGAUGAUAAUUGCUUGUAAGGGUGUUGGUUCAACUAGUCCGUGUGUGAACUCAUCUCAGCAACCACUGUGGAGGAAAAAGAUGUGUAUAGAUAUGUAUCUUUGUUCUGUUGGGGGAAAUAUGUUAGCUUAUCUCAAAUGUGAAUUGACAUAGUUUGGAUUCUUCUCAAUAGAUGAUGUUGUGAUGAUAAGGGGAAUGUUACUGGAAUAGUUAAAGACCAGCAUAUGUGAAAUCUGCACGUGCUUCCUGAGAGAUGGCAUUGAUCAUUGAAAGACCAAAUCUUCUGUUUUGGUGGGGUGAAAUGCUGAGUGUAUUACUCAGUUGCUGUUUGACAGUGGCUCUUAUUUUUUUUACAGCGGUGUUUGAUACUAUGUCUGUGGGUGGGCUUGGGUAACAUGCAGUGAUCUGUCGCUCCUCUCUGCAUAUCGUCUGUAGCUCACUAGCCUCCAGUGUAUGCAUCACUGCAGGGUGGGUUUUUUGUUUGCCUCUAUUUUGUUGUGGUUAUAGGCUCAUUCUGAAUGAUGCUGAGCAAGUGGUGCUUGCAGGAGUGCAGAGCCUGCUGAAAGAUUUGAAUGCCAGUGUUUGCAGCGUCUGAUGUGAACUUUACCUGCCCUAUUUCUGAGCCCUCUGUGCAUGAUAAAGUUUUCAGUGUGCUCCAAAUGCCCCCAGCAUGUGGGGGGAAAGGAGAGGAGCUGUGUUUUCAUAGAGAUCUUGACAUGUUUAAACUGGAGAGGAGCUGUGAUUCUCUGAUCAGUGGGUGUUUAGCUCCCAUCCUGGUGCCUGGUGAGGAAACCUUGCAGAAGUAGGUCCUCAGCGUGAGGAAAGCCAAUCCACAGAGGUCCGUUGAAUGCUCGGCACUGCAUCAUAAUAGCACUUAAAAUGGUAAAGUGCCUGGAAACAUUUGAAAAAAUUGCAGAAGGUGCUUUGCCUGGGUUCACCUUCCCAUCCAUGUCUCCAAACUCAAUACUAGUUGUAUACUAGUAUUUCAAGCAUGACCCUUCCUGUCAUCCUUCAGUUCCAGCAGGUUUCAACCCUUGUAUGGCCAGUAAAAUCUGUUUGGCAGUAUAUUAAGUAAUUUUCGUCUAAGAUUAGUGCUUGAUACUUGAAUGCCAUUGUGAGUCUUUAUUUUCCAGACAAUACAAUUGCAUUAAAGGUAAUUUAAUUUUCCUUGUAAAAAGAUUUGUGUUGUGAAGACAUACCAGCCUCCUUAAGUUGUUGUGUGGCUAGUGUAUUUAAUAUGUUGGUCUAGGGAGCACUGGUUAAAUACCUUUCCAAACUUUUGCAUGGUGGAGCGAGACAGAGAUUCUGCCUUGUGGCUCUGAUGGGAAGGAUUCCUCUCUGUUUUGGAGGAUCUUGGAUCAAGCAGUGUAUAUUGAACUUUUGUGCUUGUUCUUUUCAAUCCCAGUUACGUUUCAUCAGGGAAGUCUUCAGUUUCAGAUUAAAGGCAAUGUGCUAUGGUAGUUUUACAGUAAGGUGCUUAUUUGUUCCUUAAUUGAUGUUGGCUUGAGGGGCUUUUUUGCUGUGACUGAAGGGAAAGGUGUAUCGCAAACCUGCUGUUGGAUGUGACAAAUCAGUUAUUCUGUAUGUUAGCACUGCUAGCAAGGAGGAUGGUACUGGCUAUGCUGCAGUUAUUCUGCAGGUGUUGCACAUUUCAUGUAUACAGAUCACUUGUUCCAAAAUAGUCUACUACCCAAAUAAAUCAUAUAUGGUUUUGAUUUUGUUGAAGGUUUUUGUCAUAAGAAUCUAGAAAAAUAAGUGUAUUUAUUAACUUUUUUUUUUUUGAGUCUCGUAAAGCCCUUGUGUCAUCUUCAAGCAUGAGAUGUGGGAAUAGAGUUGUACAGUUCUGUACUGCUUAAACAUGCUCAGGAAUAUGGAAAUGUUUGUGUCUGUGAGAGAGGGAAGUAUAUCCACAUUAAAAACCUCCACAAGUGGCCCCAGGUCACGCUCUGACUUUGAGCAAUGGGCGCUUCCCAGGUAGGCCUUUGCCCUGUUCCUUAUUUGAAGGUGCAGUGAAAGGGACUCUGGGCAUGUGAAUAUCAUAGUAAUUAGGGAAGUUUGGUUCUCAUAUUUUUCCAAGCUUCCUCUGCAGUUUGGAGAGAGAAGUGAGAUUAUUACAGUAGUGGUCACAGCCACAGCUUGCACUGGGCUCCGUAUGCUUCAUCUCCUAUUACUUGCAUGGCGGCUUUUUCACCAUUAGCUUUGUAAGACUGCCAGUAUUCCUCCCUUUCCUUAUACUCCAUACUAUUUUGGCUUGACUCUUAAUUAGAUCUGGAAACUUGCUGCUGUAAUUAUACAUAGACCUGCAUAUCAUGGCAGGUGUGAAAGAAAAUGUCAGUCAGCAUGCAUGAAAAUCGCAAAUCUAGGGCCAGUACUGGCUCCAUAAACAUAUACUUGUUCCACAAGUCCUCCUAUGCUGAUAGUGUCCUUACUCACCUGAACCUUCUGCGUCAGCAGCGUCUCUUCACAGAUGUACUUCUUCAUGCUGGGAACAGGUCAUUCCCCUGCCACAGAGCUGUUCUAGCUGCUUGUAGCCGCUAUUUCGAAGCAAUGUUCAGUGGAGGACUGAAAGAGAGCCAGGACAGUGAAGUCAACUUCCAUAAUUCAAUUCACCCUGAAGUCUUGGAGCUUCUUCUGGACUAUGCAUAUUCCUCCAGGGUCAUCAUCAAUGAGGAGAAUGCGGAGUCGCUGCUGGAGGCUGGUGACAUGCUCGAGUUUCAGGAUAUUCGGGAUGCUUGUGCAGAAUUUCUGGAGAAAAACCUUCAUCCCACCAACUGUCUUGGCAUGCUGCUGCUGUCAGAUGCUCACCAGUGUACCAAGCUGUAUGAGCUCUCCUGGAGGAUGUGCCUUAGCAAUUUCCAGAGUAUCAGUAAAAGUGAAGACUUUCUCCAGCUGCCAAAAGACAUGGUAGUGCAGCUCCUUUCCAGUGAAGAAUUAGAAACCGAAGACGAAAGGCUGGUAUACGAAUCAGCUAUCAACUGGGUCAACUAUGACCUGAGUAAGCGUCACUGUUACCUGCCUGAGCUGUUGCAGACGGUGAGACUGGCCCUCUUGCCAGCCAUAUACCUUAUGGAGAAUGUGGCCAUGGAAGAACUUAUCACCAAGCAAAGGAAAAGCAAAGAGAUUGUAGAAGAAUCAAUAAGAUGCAAGUUAAAGAUCUUGCAGAAUGAUGGAGUGGUCACUAGUUUGUGUGCCAGACCCCGUAAAACUGGCCAUUCGCUUUUUCUUUUGGGUGGCCAAACCUUUAUGUGUGACAAGCUGUACCUGGUGGACCAGAAGGCAAAGGAGAUCAUUCCAAAGGCUGACAUACCAAGUCCCCGGAAAGAGUUCAGUGCUUGUGCCAUAGGCUGCAAAGUAUAUAUCACUGGGGGACGGGGAUCAGAAAACGGAGUCUCCAAAGAUGUGUGGGUGUAUGACACCCUUCAUGAGGAGUGGUCGAAGGCUGCUCCCAUGCUGGUAGCUAGGUUUGGGCAUGGCUCUGCUGAACUUAAGCACUGUUUGUAUGUGGUAGGAGGACACACAGCAGCAACUGGUUGCCUCCCAGCUUCCCCUUCAGUAUCCUUAAAGCAAGUAGAACAAUACGACCCCGUGACCAACAAAUGGACCAUGGUUGCCCCGUUGCGAGAGGGUGUAAGCAAUGCAGCUGUAGUCAGUGCGAAGCUUAAGCUGUUUGCUUUUGGCGGUACCAGCGUUAGCCAUGACAAGCUGCCCAAAGUUCAGUGCUAUGAUCAGUGUGAAAACAGAUGGACUGUACCAGCCACCUGCCCCCAGCCCUGGCGCUACACAGCUGCAGCUGUUCUGGGUAACCAGAUUUUUAUUAUGGGUGGAGAUACCGAAUUCUCUGCAUGCUCUGCUUAUAAAUUCAACAGUGAGGCAUACCAGUGGACUAAGGUGGGAGAUGUGACAGCGAAGAGAAUGAGCUGCCAUGCAGUGGCAUCUGGAAACAAAUUGUAUGUGGUUGGAGGCUACUUUGGCAUUCAGAGGUGCAAAACGUUGGACUGCUACGAUCCCACAUUAGAUGUAUGGAACAGCAUAACAACUGUGCCCUAUUCGUUAAUUCCCACGGCAUUUGUCAGCACAUGGAAGCACCUCCCCUCAUAAUUGUGUGUAUGUUGCAAUUACAAAUUAUCAGUUUACUCCUUUAUUUGGAGAAGAGAAUUGGAACCUCAGAUCUGGAGAAAGCGUUUCAAUGAAGAAAAAUCAUUCAGCAUCUCUUGCAUUUGAAGAAAAUCAUCUGCACCUUGUAAAUUAUCUAACCUAGACAUGAAGGAAUGGGAGGGAAAAAAACAAAACAAAACAAAAACCUGUCUUCAGUGCUUCAGCACGUGGUCUAAAUAUGAAUGGACGAAACCAUGAGCUGGUCCUUGUGCUAGUAAUUGUGGAUUAAUGCCAAUAUUAAUCAAUCCUUCAAAGGAGAAGAAGACGAGAUAGAACUUAUCUGAGCUGUGCAGCACACAGUGCUCAAUUUCCAUGGACUCUGCUGUUUGUAUGUGAAAUUUGAAAUGGUUGUCACCUCUCUCUGUGGUGCUUUGAAGUGCCAGUGCCAGCUGCAGGGGAAGCAGGCCAGGCCCGAAACAGCGAGAUGCCAUUGUGAAUGAAGAUACAGGGGUAUUGCUCCUGAACUCUGCUAACCGGAGCGUGCUUGUCUGUGGGCAGUGCCUACAGCAUCUCUUAGAUCCCACAUUGCAUUGUCCUGUGUGCAGUGAGAACCUUCUGCUUGAUAAGGAACAGACCAGUGGUGAAAUGUUUUUGCAACAGUGGGGAAAAAAAAUUACAUUCCUCAAACGCUCCUUGUUACUUUUCCUCCCUGUAUUUAUAAGUAAUCCAAACUGUCCCCUUCCUGUUAUGUUACUUGUUGUAGAUACAGUUAUUUAUUGUUCAGUGCUUGCAUGCUGAAACGAUGCCUGCAAUGGUCUUCAUGUUGCAAGGGCUUGUGUGAAUUGUAUGUUUUGCACAUUUUGUGAUCGCUGACUUGCUCUGCUGCACAAAGAAAGAAAACUGUUGGAUAACAGUUGGAAGUGGGAGGGAGGGGUGGCUUCCCAGUCAGAAAAGAAAGGAUUACAAGGCAGGAUCUUAAAUUACAUACGUACUAAAGGAAGAAGCCAUGGAGGUCACCUUUCUCAGGCCACCAGCUCCCCAGGUUGCAUGUGGUGUGUCUUGUAGAUGGUGUCCUUGCUUACAUUUCAUUUGUUGGUCAUGCCUUUCAAUUUCUAAUCUGGAAAUAGACAACAUCUCUUGCAGAUCUCUCUUUGUGCAGCUUCCUGAUUGCAAAUACUGUGGAAGAGCUUCUGGAUGCCAAGCCCAGAUGAAGUCAUUGUCCAAAGUUAUUUAUUUAUUUAUUGGGUUGGAGGAGGGGUACCUACAAUAUAGCCACAUUGACCCGAGUGAGUGGAGUAUGGUGAUUCAAGAAUAAAAACUGAAAACCUCAAGAUAGGUUAGUGAUGAAGUCUUAAAAAAAAAAAAAAAAAAAAAAAACAACAGCAAUUUUGCACUGACGGGAUUGCCUCAUCCAUCUGGAUUUCAGAUGAUCAUCUGAGUGGCCAGGUGUCAAAGACCCAAGUGCUCUGGCAAAAUUCUUAUGGGGAUAAAAAAAUGUAUUUCAAACCUCUUAAUCUUAUAAAUAGCCCUCAAACUCUGCUGCCUUUUAUUUUCCUUAGCCAGGUGUGUCUUUGAACACUUGGUUGCUCAGAUACAAUCCUGAGAAACCAAACUGAUUUUUAAAUAAAUUUGUUUCUUAUCAGUCUGGUCUUGAGACAGAUGAAGCUACUGUUUUUCUUCUGGAUUUCAGAAGCUUAUGUUUCACAGGUGCUUUCUUUGCCAGAUCCUGUCACGAAGCAUGUAUUGUAUUGUGUUUUUUCCUAAAUGUUUCUGGAGCCCAACUUAACUGGUACAUUCAGUAACAUGGUUGGUGUGUGCUGCGGUAUAAGUAAACAGCUGCAUGCAUGCAUGCAAAACAAAAAUAGUCACAUUGGUGAUGCUUGCCUUUCUUUGUGUGACAGUGAUGUAGCUGUAUUUGUGAAAGCUUUGUCACCUGAAAGUGUUUACACUGGUCACUGGAAGUUUCUCUGUGCUGCCUUACAUUUGACUUGCUGUUUGGAGUAGACCCUUACAUUUCAGAAAUUAGUAUUUGGAGUUCUGUGAAUACGGAGAGAACAUUGAUUAAUUAGCAAAGUCAUUAACAGUUUUUUAAAGGGUGAGGUCAGCUAGAUGAGAACAGUUUAAUAGUUCUUCUGGUUAAACUGAUUUCUUGAAAUGUUAGAUUAAGAAAGUGUUUAAACCCACAACCUUCCCUUCCUCCCCUCCCCGUGCCCCCCACCCUCAACUUGUUCUUUUCUCUUAGGUGGCUUUUAAGCGAUAGAACAUCUUAGAUAGGGUAGAUCUCUUCUCUGUGUCCCUGUACUUGCACAGGUUGCCCUGUUGAAGCAAGCAGCCUUGAAUUACUGUUGUCUUUCAUCUUGUGGAUCACUCCCAGGAGUGGGAAAGGAGCCAUAAAAUCAGACUUCCUGAGCUUUGCAUGUCCUCUCCCCAGGCGCUAGUGCCUGCACGAGGUACAAGGAAGUGAAGAACUGGGUCCCCGGGGGCCCUCUUGUUUGAAUAGAGGCAUAUAGGUUUGAGACCUGUUUUCUCUGUCGAGCGGAUUAGUCCAGAUGUGAAACUGCACUGCAGCUAACUAUUUAGCUUACGAAGUCUGUUUUGCAGCACUAUGCAGCUACCAAAAGUGGGAUGAAUUUUCUGCAGCUGUUUCCAAAGUUGUGGUCUGCUUUCAAGUCGUCGAUUAAUUCCUGUGUGUAGGCUGAAGGAAGCUGAAGUCAGGGUGGGCCUCUGGCUCUGCAGGGUAUAUGCUAGGCUCUUGCUCUUUGAAUUGAUGUGGGAAUCCUGGCUAGCUACUUGAGGAUUCCAGUCCUGCAAAACACCCCACACUUGGAAGCAAAUGCAGUUCACAGCAGAGUGCACACAAAAACCUUGACAUAAGACAGGAAGGUUCCUCUUAUUUUGCAGGCUGGUUGCUGUAGAAACAUAUAACAAAGGACAGCCUUCCUCUUCUGGUAUAAUUGUGCAGCCCCUUUUCUCUAGGUCUGACACCUGUCUGAAUAAGAGUGAUUAGAGCAGAAUAAUGUUCCCUUUCCUGGCUAUUGAAGAUGUGGUUCAUGGGCUAAAAGAAUACUGUGCAAGUGAAGAAGUAAAAUUGUCUAUGUUGUGUCUUUUUGUUUGCUACUACAUCUUAAACAUCUUAAAGUUUUGUAAAACUUGCCUUUUUUUUUUUUUUUUCCACAAUGUGAAACUGAAGGUCAAUAAAUUAUUAGAGAUUUUUUUCUCCAUGGAACAUUUAUUUCAAGUGUUGUGUCUUUCUACCCUUCCUCCCAGCCCCUAAAUGCUUUGAAUCCCUUAUAAUGUCCUUUACAUGUUCUCUUAAUAAAAGCACAUUGACAACAUGCA